Molecule: messenger RNA, 936 nt
Organism: Hemicordylus capensis (graceful crag lizard)
Lineage: Eukaryota; Metazoa; Chordata; Lepidosauria; Squamata; Cordylidae
Product: olfactory receptor 2D3-like
Exons: 1
Coding region: 1-936 (311 amino acids)
Biological process (GO): G protein-coupled receptor signaling pathway
Cellular component (GO): membrane
Molecular function (GO): G protein-coupled receptor activity; olfactory receptor activity
Source: RefSeq, a predicted model, not a curated record
AUGAACCAUACAUCCAUCACCCAGGUCGUCCUGCUGGGCCUCACCAGCCACCGAAGGACACAGAUUGCCCUCUUUGUGGUCAUCUUCAUUGCCUAUCUGCUCACCAUGCUGGGGAAUCUACUAGUGCUGAUGCUGGUCCAGUUUGAUGCCCGUCUUCACACCCCAAUGUACUUCUUCCUGAGCAACCUCUCAGGCCUGGAGAUGAGUCUCAUUAGCGCCAUUGUGCCUCAAAUGUUGGCUCAUCUGCUUGAGGGGAGUGGAAGCGUUUCUUUCUAUCAUUGCAUAGCUCAGACGUACAUUAUUUCUUCACUGGGUUGUACUGAAGGGUUGCUUCUGGGUGUCAUGGCCUAUGACCGCUACUUGGCUAUCUGCUGCCCCCUGGUGUAUGCCGUGGCCAUGAGCAGGGGAUGCUGUAUCAUGCUAGCCACAGCUUCAUGGGCCUGUGGUUUCUUUUUUCCUGUGGUGUUCACUCACCUCAUCUUGAAACUCCCUUUCUGUGGUCCCAACCAUAUCAACCACUUCUCUUGCACCCUUCUGAUGUUACUGAGACUGGUGUGUGCAGACAUUCGACAAGUUGAGGUCAUCAUCUUUGUGGUCAGCAUUAUUGUCUUCCUUGUUCCACUCUUGGCCAUCCUGACCUCCUAUGGACUCAUCCUCAUGUCUGUAGUGCGCAUGAGUUCAGGGGCAAGACGGAGCAAAGCCUUCUCCACAUGCGCCUCCCACCUGAUGGUGGUGACUUUAUUUUAUGGGUGCCUCAUUGCCGUCUACAUGAGACCUCGGUCAGGCACAGACUCCAGCCAUGAUAAACAUUUCUCUAUCUUUUAUGUAGUGAUCACCCCCCUUCUCAAUCCAGUCAUCUAUACCUUACGGAACAAAGAUGUUCAUGCUGCAGUAGCAAAGGUUAUCUGUAGAAAAGUGGCUGAACCCAAGGGCUGA